GUUGAAUUAAAAAACCAAUUUCAAAUUAAUUCUAGAUUGUGUUAUGUUAUACCACAUAUAUUUUAUCUGGCAAAAUCUAUCAAUUUUUGCAAAUUUCGUAUUACCGAGUCGAGUGUUCGGAUUUUCAUUGCAGGGGAGAUUAUCAAUGCUUCUAAAUCAUUAAAUUUCAAGUUCGUAUGUAAAACACUGAAUAAAUGUUUUUGUCCAAGCUUUUCAGGUUGUCUUCUCCUACAUUACAUGUAAACUGCGUCACUUACUCUGCAUUUCACACCAGUGCUAUGGCUCAAGCAAAAGUUGCAGUGAUACUGUCGGGAUGUGGUGUAUAUGAUGGAACUGAGGUACACGAAGCAUCUGCUAUUUUAGUACAUCUAAGUCGAGCUGGAAGUGAAGUUGGAAUGUUUGCUCCUAAUAUUAACCAAAUGCAUGUUAUCAACCAUACAAAAGGUGAACCAAUGGAACAAAAUAGAAAUGUGUUAGAAGAAUCAGCAAGAAUAGCAAGAGGAAAAAUUUCAGCACUGUCAGAACUUGACUCAAAAAAAUUUGAUGCCGUUAUCUUUCCUGGUGGAUUUGGUGCUGCAAAGAAUCUUUCAAGUUUUGCAUCUGAUGGAACUGCCAUGAAAGUCAAUGACGAAGUAGAAAAGACAUUGAAAGAUUUUUAUAAUGAGAAAAAGCCCAUUGGAUUGUGUUGUAUAUCACCAGUAUUAGCAGCUAAAGUAUUCAAUGGAUGUGAAGUAACAGUAGGAUCUGAUAAAGAAGAAGGUGGUAAAUGGCCUCAUGCUGGAACUGCUGGUGCUAUUGAAUCGAUGGGUUCCAAGCAUAUUAAAAAGUCUGUGACUGAAUGUCAUGUAGACGACAAAAACAAAAUAGUAACAACUCCAGCAUUUAUGUGUGAAACUAAACUCCAUGAGAUAUUUGAUGGCAUUGGUGUAAUGGUCAAUAAAGUUUUAUCUCUUACAAAGUAAAUAAGACAAAUGAGAAAUUACAAAUAAAUGAUAUUGGAUUUUUUAGUUGAAUAUUUUAAGUGCCCCAAAGAAACCUAUUGUAUUCUUGUGAAAAUUUGGUGUGAAUCUUUGAUAUAAGAAAUGUCUGGUCUAGAACCAGAAUCAAGGACUGAAUAUUAAGAACUGAUGAAUUACUAAACUAAGUUUUUGAAAAAAAACAAAUUGAAGAGCUAUAUUUAGUACAAGAUUAAGAUUUCUUACAAUAUUUAUAUCACAGAAAGCAUUAAUAAUAAAACAUACAUUAAAAUAAUGUAUAUGUAUAUCACAGGAAUGUUUAUAACAUUAUACUGAACAAUAAACUUUGUUUGAUUC
Messenger RNA from Lottia gigantea (owl limpet), 1313 nucleotides. RefSeq lists its product as hypothetical. The transcript is spliced from 7 exons. The record is from RefSeq and is a predicted model, not a curated record. The coding region runs from base 279 to 962 and encodes 227 amino acids. NCBI's taxonomy places the organism in Eukaryota, Metazoa, Mollusca, Gastropoda, Lottiidae. Gene Ontology annotation, cellular component: mitochondrion.